Vidua macroura (Pin-tailed whydah) is the source of this 12133-nucleotide messenger RNA. It is a transcript of the gene CACNA1E, whose product is annotated as calcium voltage-gated channel subunit alpha1 E. The transcript is spliced from 49 exons. Gene Ontology annotation, biological process: calcium ion import across plasma membrane; chemical synaptic transmission. Gene Ontology annotation, cellular component: voltage-gated calcium channel complex; neuronal cell body; membrane. Gene Ontology annotation, molecular function: calcium ion binding; high voltage-gated calcium channel activity. The record is from RefSeq and is a predicted model, not a curated record. NCBI's taxonomy places the organism in Eukaryota, Metazoa, Chordata, Aves, Passeriformes, Viduidae. Bases 1413 to 8279 code for a protein of 2288 amino acids.
AAAUUGAGAUGCCUCAAGCAGUCCUGGCUGCCGCACAGCAGGUGUGAGGGACAGGGCAGCAGCCACUGUGCUUGCAGAGCAGGUGGUUGGUGGGGUGGACGAGGGAAGAGCAUGACAGGGACGCUGGAUGUCUUGUGCUGCUGGCUGGAGCCACGGCUGUGGGAAAUGCAGGCAGCAGUGUCACAGGCCCGGGGGAGCUCUGUGGCCUCAGGGUUCAGUGGGAGGGGUGGGGGACCCUGCGUGUGAACAGCUCUCAGGGCAUGUUGUGUGCUGUGCCCUGCUGUGCCAAGAGGACUCGGGGACAUCCCUGGGGGUCUGGGGGUACCCUGUGUGUGCCAGGAGGGCAGGGUGGGUUCUCCAAAGGUGGGUGGGUGCCCCACGGGGGUACAGCCCAGCCCAGGGAGCCCUGGGUGACCUUGGUACACACGUGACUGAAGCAUCAGCAGUGUCCCCACUCCCCUGCCCUUUCGUGAGGUGCCUGGAGGGGGGAGCAGGGUCAGAGACACCCCCCAGCCCCACGGAAGCUCCUGCAGGAGCACAUCCAGCCCGGCUUGUUUACACCUCUUGGAUGAGCCGCUGUUUCUACCAGACAACAUCGUGUGUCAAAAGGAGGAAAAUACCGAGGUGUGGAGGCUCAUCUGCAUGCGAGUGAGCAGGAGGGCACUCCCCGGGCACCCGCUGGCAUCGGGCGGCUCCGGCGGGGAGCCGGGAUCCUCGAAGUGUCCCAGGGAUGGGGGGAGGAUGAUGCGUGUGGCCAGGGAGAGAUGCUCGGCGCGGGCUGAGGUGGGGUGGGGGAGAUGCAGGACGGGGAGCCCCCUCCCCUGCUCCCCAAUUUAGCCACUCACCUAGGAGCGCCCGUGUGCUGGAAAGCCCUCUGCAGCCAGGGCGGGGGGGGGGAAGGGAGUGUGUGCGCGCUUCUGGCAGGGUGGGGGCUCCCCCAUUGCCUUUGUUCCCUUCAGACCCACCCCUCGCCUCUGAUUUUCCUUUGCGGCAGCUCCCGUGCUUGCCAAAAGAACGCGCUGGAUGGAGCGAGGGAGCGAGCCGGGCGUGUUGCGCGUGUGUGCGCGCUGGUGUGCGCCUGUGUUGCCACUGACUUCAUUAAAGCGAGCUGUCCCCGAGCUGCAGAGGCGCGGCAGCCUUUAAUUUUGUGGCCCGGCUCCUGCGGGAAGCCGACGCCGCCUUGCGUGCUCCUGCCCUGGCAGCGAAGGGCUGGGCAUCCCUGCCCACCGCCGGUGCCCGCCCGGGGGCUCAGCCCUCCGCCCCUGCCCGCUGCCCCUGCGAGCCGGCAGACGGGUGGCCGGGCUCCCGCAGGAUGCUGAAGAUGGAGUCGGGAGGAAGGAGUUGGACACUUGGCUCCAACUAGGCUGGACCACGCUGCAACCUGUUCCCCCGGCCGCGGCUGCUGCGCUGGGAUGGCUCGCUUUGGGGAGGCAGUGGCCGGCAGGCUGGGCUCCGGAGAUGGGGGCUCCGACCAGAACCGGAGCCGGCAAGGAGCUCCUGCCCCUGCCGGAGGGAGCCCGGGAGCCUUCAAGCAAACCAAAGCGCAGAGAGCCCGGACUAUGGCUCUGUACAACCCCAUCCCCGUCCGGCAGAACUGCUUCACCGUCAACAGAUCGCUCUUCCUCUUCGGGGAAGAGAACAUAGUCAGGAAAUACGCCAAGAAGCUCAUCGACUGGCCUCCCUUCGAGUACAUGAUCCUGGCGACCAUCAUUGCCAACUGCAUCGUGCUGGCCCUGGAGCAGCACCUCCCCGAGGAUGACAAGACGCCCAUGUCACGGAGAUUAGAGAAGACAGAGCCCUACUUCAUUGGGAUUUUCUGCUUCGAGGCUGGGAUUAAGAUCGUGGCACUGGGGUUCGUUUUCCACAAGGGCUCGUACCUGCGCAACGGCUGGAAUGUCAUGGACUUCAUCGUGGUCCUCAGCGGCAUCCUCGCCACGGCCGGGACACACUUCAACACCCACGUGGACCUGCGGACGCUGCGGGCCGUGCGCGUGCUCAGGCCUCUGAAGCUCGUCUCGGGCAUUCCCAGCUUGCAAAUUGUCCUGAAAUCCAUCAUGAAGGCCAUGGUGCCUCUCCUGCAGAUUGGCCUGCUGCUCUUUUUUGCUAUCCUCAUGUUUGCCAUCAUCGGCCUGGAGUUCUACAGCGGGAAGCUGCACCGAGCCUGCUACACAAACAAUUCAGGUGAACUGGAGGAGCUGGACCCUCCCCAUCCCUGCGGGGUGCAGGGUUGCCCCCCAGGCUACGAGUGCCGGGAGUGGAUCGGUCCCAACGACGGGAUCACACAGUUCGACAACAUCCUCUUUGCUGUGCUGACCGUCUUCCAGUGCAUCACCAUGGAAGGGUGGACCACAGUCCUGUACAACACCAAUGAUGCCUUAGGAGCCACCUGGAACUGGCUGUACUUCAUCCCCCUCAUCAUCAUUGGAUCCUUCUUCGUCCUCAACCUUGUCCUGGGAGUGCUGUCAGGGGAGUUUGCCAAAGAGAGAGAGCGCGUGGAGAACCGCCGAGCCUUCAUGAAGCUGCGGCGCCAGCAGCAGAUCGAGCGGGAGCUCAACGGCUACCGGGCGUGGAUAGACAAAGCGGAGGAAGUCAUGUUGGCUGAAGAGAACAAAAAUUCGGGGACCUCAGCCUUAGAAGUUCUCAGACGAGCCACCAUCAAGCGGAAUCGCACGGAUGCCAUGUCGGGUGACGAGCACUGUGUCGACAUCUCCUCCGUGGGCGAGCGGAGGCUGGCGCAGAGGAGACCUCUUCAUCCAACCUUGGGUAACCCCUCGAGUCAUUCUGGCCUCAAAGGUGCCAGGGUGGACGGUGCCUCCUACUUACGGCACAAGGAGCGGCUCCUGCGCAUCUCCGUCCGCCACAUGGUCAAAUCCCAGGUCUUCUACUGGAUCGUCCUGAGCCUGGUGGCUCUCAACACUGCCUGCGUGGCCAUCGUCCAUCACAACCAGCCAGCCUGGCUCACCCACUUCCUCUACUAUGCAGAGUUCCUGUUUCUUGGGCUCUUCCUUCUGGAGAUGUCCUUGAAGAUGUACGGGAUGGGGCCACGCCUUUACUUCCAUUCUUCCUUCAACUGCUUCGACUGUGGGGUCACAGUGGGAAGCAUCUUCGAAGUGGUUUGGGCUAUAUUCAGGCCAGGAACCUCUUUUGGGAUCAGUGUCCUACGAGCUCUUCGUCUCCUGAGGAUAUUUAAAAUAACCAAGUACUGGGCAUCCCUGAGGAAUUUGGUGGUCUCGCUGAUGAGCUCCAUGAAAUCUAUUAUCAGUCUGCUCUUCCUCCUCUUCCUCUUCAUUGUAGUCUUUGCCCUGCUGGGAAUGCAGCUGUUUGGAGGCAGGUUUAACUUCAUGGAUGGGACUCCCUCGGCCAACUUUGAUACCUUCCCUGCAGCCAUCAUGACGGUGUUUCAGAUCCUGACAGGCGAGGACUGGAAUGAGGUGAUGUACAAUGGCAUCCGCUCCCAGGGAGGCGUGCGCUCAGGGAUGUGGUCCUCCAUCUACUUCAUUGUCCUCACCCUGUUUGGAAACUAUACUCUGCUGAACGUAUUCUUGGCCAUUGCCGUGGACAACCUGGCCAACGCUCAGGAGCUCACCAAGGACGAGCAGGAGGAAGAGGAGGCCUUUAACCAGAAGCACGCCCUUCAGAAAGCCAAAGAAGUCAGCCCCAUGUCUGCCCCAAACAUGCCUGCUAUCGAAAGAGACAGGCGGAGGAGACACCACAUGUCGAUGUGGGAGCCACGCAGCAGCCACCUGCGGGAGCGUCGCCGGCGGCACCACAUGUCGGUGUGGGAGCAGCGCACGAGCCAGCUGCGCCGGCACAUGCAGAUGUCCAGCCAGGAGGGCAUCAACAAGGACGAGCCGCCCCUCAUCAAUCCCCACGCCAGCAUCUUCCGCAGGAAGAGACCCGGGGAGGGUGUCACCCUGGAGAAAUGCGCUGAGGAGCAGGGCAAGGGCGAGCACGAGGGACCCGAGCAGCCAGUCCCGGGGGCCAACCCCGGCAGUGGGGAGGACAGGACAUCGCCACGGGCCAAGCGGGACGUGUGGCAGCAGAAGUCUUGCCAUGGGAACUGUGAGCCAGGAGAACAGGACGGGGCAGGAGGCAGCAUCGAGGACAGGGCGAGGAUGAGGCAGAGCCAGCGGCGCAGCCGGCACCGCAGAGCCCGCAUGGAGGGGAAGGACACGGCUGGCAUCUUGGGGAGCCGCUCGGCCAGCCAGGAGAUGGGGCUGGAGGAGACCAGCACUGCCGAGGGGGCACAGGAUGGGGACCGGCGUGGGGACAUGGCUGCAGCAGAGGCGCUGAUUCUGGGGGAGCCAGAGGCAAGCGGAGAGUCCAUCAGGACAAACGGGGUCCCUGCUGGCGAUGCCGAUCUGAUCGGGACCACCAAGAAAGGGAGCCCCCCACACGCCGCACCUCAGCUCUCCCAGGGGAAGACGGGCAACCUGACGGAGCAGGAGUGCAGCAGCCCGGACACGAGUGAGCAGGCACUGCUGGAGCCCAGCCGCACCGUGAGCCACAGUGAGCCUGACCUCUCCUCCAUCACCCCCAACACCGAGAAGGCCACCGAGAGCACCGCCAUCAUGAUCGAUGUCCACGACUCCGCUGUGGUACAGAUUAGCAACAAGACAGAUGGUGAAGCCAGCCCCUUAAAGGAGGCCGAGACCAAAGAGGAUGAGGAAGAAAUGGAGAAAAAGAAGCGGAAGAAGGAAAAGAGCGAGACGGGCAAAGCCAUGGUGCCGCACAGCUCCAUGUUCAUCUUCAGCACCACCAACCCGGUGAGGAGGGCCUGCCACUACAUCGUGAACCUGCGCUACUUCGAGAUGUGCAUCCUCCUGGUGAUCGCUGCCAGCAGCAUCGCCCUCGCCGCCGAGGAUCCCGUCCUCACCAACUCCGACCGCAACAAAGUGCUGAGGUAUUUCGACUAUGUCUUCACUGGUGUCUUCACCUUCGAGAUGGUGAUCAAGAUGAUUGAUCAGGGCUUGAUCCUGCAGGAUGGCUCUUACUUCCGAGACCUCUGGAACAUCCUGGAUUUCAUUGUGGUGGUGGGAGCGCUGGUGGCUUUUGCCUUGGCGAAUGCUUUGGGGACCAACAAGGGCCGGGAUAUCAAGACCAUCAAGUCUCUCCGUGUGCUGCGAGUCUUGAGGCCCCUGAAAACCAUCAAGAGACUGCCCAAGCUGAAGGCUGUUUUUGACUGUGUUGUGACAUCUCUCAAGAAUGUCUUCAACAUCCUCAUUGUCUACAAGCUCUUCAUGUUCAUCUUCGCCGUCAUUGCCGUGCAGCUCUUCAAGGGGAAGUUCUUCUACUGCACUGACAGCUCCAAGGACACGCAGAAGGACUGCAUAGGGAACUACGUGGACCAUGAGAAGAACAAGAUGGAGGUGAAAUGCCGGGAGUGGAAGCGGCACGAGUUUCACUACGACAAUAUCAUCUGGGCUCUGCUCACCCUGUUCACCGUGUCCACCGGCGAGGGGUGGCCCCAGGUGCUGCAGCACUCGGUGGAUGUGACGGAGGAGGACCGUGGGCCCAGCCGCAGCAACCGCAUGGAGAUGUCCAUUUUUUAUGUCGUCUACUUUGUGGUCUUCCCUUUCUUCUUCGUCAACAUUUUCGUGGCUCUCAUCAUCAUCACGUUCCAAGAACAAGGAGACAAAAUGAUGGAGGAGUGCAGCCUGGAGAAGAACGAGAGGGCCUGCAUUGACUUUGCCAUCAGCGCCAAGCCCCUGACGCGGUACAUGCCCCAGAACAGACACACCUUCCAGUACCGCGUGUGGCACUUUGUGGUGUCCCCAUCCUUCGAGUACACCAUCAUGGCCAUGAUAGCGCUCAACACCGUGGUGCUCAUGAUGAAGUACUAUUCUGCUCCAUACACCUAUGAGCUGGCCCUGAAGUACCUGAACAUUGCCUUCACCAUGGUGUUCUCCUUGGAGUGCGUCCUCAAGAUCAUCGCUUUCGGCUUCCUGAAUUAUUUCCGGGACACCUGGAACAUCUUUGACUUCAUCACGGUCAUCGGCAGCAUUACAGAGAUCAUCCUGACGGACACCAAGCUGGUGAACACCAGCAGCUUCAACAUGAGCUUCCUGAAGCUAUUCCGGGCUGCUCGGCUCAUCAAGCUGCUCCGCCAGGGUUACACCAUCCGCAUCCUGCUCUGGACAUUUGUGCAGUCCUUCAAGGCACUCCCCUACGUCUGCCUGCUGAUUGCCAUGCUUUUCUUCAUCUACGCCAUCAUUGGGAUGCAGGUUUUUGGCAAUAUCAAACUAGAUGAGGAAAGCCACAUUAACCGGCACAACAACUUCCGCAGCUUCCUGGGCUCCCUCAUGCUCCUCUUCAGGAGUGCCACCGGAGAGGCGUGGCAGGAGAUCAUGCUGUCCUGCCUGGAGGGCAAAGGCUGCGAGCCAGACACGACGGCGACGUCUGGGCAGAAUGAGAAUGAGCGCUGCGGCACUGACCUGGCCUAUGUUUACUUUGUGUCCUUCAUCUUCUUCUGCUCCUUCCUGAUGCUCAACCUGUUUGUGGCCGUCAUCAUGGACAACUUUGAAUACCUGACACGGGAUUCCUCCAUCCUGGGCCCUCACCAUCUGGAUGAGUUUGUCCGGAUCUGGGCAGAGUACGACCGAGCAGCGUGUGGCCGAAUCCAUUACACUGAGAUGUAUGAAAUGCUGACUCUUAUGUCACCACCGCUAGGCCUCGGCAAGAGAUGUCCUUCCAAAGUGGCCUAUAAGAGACUGGUGCUGAUGAACAUGCCCGUGGCCGAGGACAUGACAGUCCACUUCACCUCCACCCUCAUGGCCUUGAUCCGCACGGCCUUGGACAUCAAAAUUGCCAAAGGAGGUGCAGAUUGGCAGCAGUUGGACUCUGAGCUUCAAAAGGAGAUCCUGACCAUUUGGCCUCACCUGUCCCAGAAGAUGCUUGACCUGUUGGUACCCAUGCCAAAAACCUCUGACCUGACUGUUGGGAAAAUAUAUGCAGCCAUGAUGAUCAUGGAUUACUACAAGCAGAGCAAGGCAAAGAAGCAGCGGCAGCAGCUGGAGGAGCAGAAAAAUGCCCCGAUGUUCCAGCGCAUGGAGCCGUCCUCUCUGCCGCAGGAAAUCAUCUCCAACGCCAAGGCUCUGCCGUACCUCCAGCAGGACACCCUCUCGGGCCUGAGCAGCCGAGGCGGGUUCCCCUCGCUGAGCCCGCUUUCGCCACAGGAGAUCUUCCAGCUGGCGUGCAUGGAUCCGGCCCAGGAGCAGUUCCAGGAGCACCAGUCUCUGGAGCCAGAGGUUAGGGAGUUUCAAAGAGUGCAGCCCUCUAACCGUGGCAGCUACCUUCCCGUGGACACUCAGGACCAUGCUGUCUCUGGGAGGGCCUCCUCCAUGCCUCGUCUCACUGUGGAUCCCCAGGUGGUGACAGACACCAGCUCCAUGCGCAGAUCGUUCUCCACCAUCCGGGACAAGCGGCCCAACAGCUCCUGGCUGGAUGAGUUCUCCAUGGAGCGCAGCAGCGACAACACCUACAAGUCCCGCCGGCGCAGCUACCACUCCUCGCUCCAGCUGUCUGCCCGGCGACUCAACACUGACUCGGGCCACCGGUCCGAGGGGCACCGCUCGGGCAGGGAGCGGGGCCGAUCCAAAGAACGCAAGCACCUGCUGUCCCCUGACAUCUCCCGCUGCAACUCUGAGGAGAGGAGUCCCCAGGCACAGGAGGAGUCGCCGGAGCGGCGGCGCGAGUCCCGGUCACCCAGUGAGGGCAGGUCGCAGACACCCAGCAGGCAGGGCAUGGGCUCCCUGAGCGAAAGCUCCAUCCCCUCCAUCUCGGACACCAGCACGCCCCGGCGAGGCCGCCGCCAGCUGCCGCCGGUGCCCCCCAAGCCGCGUCCCCUCCUGUCCUACGCCUCCAUGCUGCGACACGCCGGGGACACCUCUCCUCCGGCCGACGAGAGCGAGGGCGGCUCGCCGCUGCUCUCCUCCACCCUGGAUCCCAACACGGCCGGCCCGGCCGAGUCUUCCAGCUCCCCGGCGGGGAAGCAGAGUCGGCAGUCCACGCCGCAGCGCUACAUCUCGGAGCCCUACCUGGCGCUGCACGACGACUCGCACGCCUCAGACUGCGGUGAGGAGGAGACGCUCACCUUCGAGGCGGCCGUGGCCACCAGCCUCGGCCGCUCCAACACCAUCGGCUCGGCGCCACCGCUGCGGCACAGCUGGCAGAUGCCCAACGGGCACUACCGGCGGCGGCGGCGAGGGGCGGCGCAGGGCGUCAUGUGCGGGGCCAGCAUCGACGUGCUCAGCGACACCGAGGAGGAUGACAAGUGCUAGAAGCUGCCCCCGCCGCCUCAAACCCGCCACCCGACCCCACCUCGGCUGCCCCGUCCCGCCCUGCCCUUCUCCAAUGCAUGCUCUUCGCCACGCCUGGGAAUGAAACUAAAAACCAGAACCAAAUGCAGGGGGGAAACAAAACAAAACGAAACAAAAAACCCAAACAAACAAAAAAGCCCACCCCAAACCGACCGGAACGGAGGGGGAAGAAAAAGGAGAGGGGAAAAAAAAAACAAAACAAACAAACCCACCAACGACAAAGAAAAGAAUCGAAAAAAAAAGAGAAGUCUUUGUGCAAAAAAAAAUUAAAAUCUGUCGACUUUCAUUUAUUACUAUCACUUUUUUUUUCUGCACAGAGAAGCAUUUGAUGGGUGGCAGAGCGGCCCGGACGGGUUGGUGUGCUGGGGGACAAGGGAGAGCCCCCCCCCCCGGCCGCAGCCCCGCUCCCUGCCCCAAGAGGGAUCCCCGGGAAAGCUCAUCCCGAGGACUUUUUGCUCCCCAUGGCCAGAGAGUCCCAGCAAAGGGAUGCAAGGGGCCCCCUUUGCUCUGUCGCUUGGGCUUGUGCUGCUGUGGCUUUGAACUUCCCUCCCCGAGGGUCUCAUCCUGCCUGGAAAAGGGGCAGGAUGCGACGUGGGGUGCAGGGGAUGAGGGGUUGGGAUGCACCCAGACCGACCUGAGCAGCUCUGGCUGCCAGAGGGGGCAAAACUGGUUUGUACUGGGGGUGGGGGGCUCAGUGCUGCCGAAUGUACCCUGUGUCCCGCCGACAUAUAUUUAUUUAUAUACGGAGAACUCUAGGUGUGCCUGUGUGUGUAUAUACGGGGUGUGUGUGUGUAUAUAUAUUUAUAUGCUGUAUAUAUAAAGAUAUACACAUACAUAGAUUUGUUUUAAUCACCUGACAAUGCUGGGGAGCCCCUUGGGGCUCCUGCUUGCCUGCACCCUGCUUUGGUGGGGGCAGGACUGAGCCUCCCCCGGGGAGCUGCUGUACAGAGCACUGGGAAUGUCACCUUGCUCCCUCUGCCAGGUGUUUCCGGCGGUGGGAAUUGCAUUUUCUCUGUUAGAAAUGGCUGUGGCGAGGGCUCCUUGGGCAGCUCGGUGCCUGCAGGAGUGGGAUGCCCAAGGCAUGAGGACAGAGCUGUCCCCAGGAGCACGGCUCACUUGGCACCAGCAGUACCAAGGGGGUGAUGGCAGACCUCUCUCUCAGAGGCCUCUUUGCUUGUUUGCCCAGGAAAAGAAGAUAUCCGUGUCUGCAGGGGAGUGAAGAUGUGAGUGCAUGAUGUACCUUAAACUCUGUCCUCCGGGCAGAGCCAUCCGCCUUUAGCACUAGCCCUGCCUCAGUUUCCCCUGCAGCCAUGGCCUGUGCCCUCUCCGGGGGCCUGGCACCCCUUUGGAGAAGGACUGCCAUGGGGGGCUGGCUGUGCAAACCCCAUGGCCCUGGUCUGGGAGCAGGUGUGUGUCCAAGAGCUGGGGAAGGAGCUUUGUCCUGAGCAGGGUGGCUCAGCCCUCCUGCAAACCCUGAAAAUGCAGCACAGGGCCACCUUCCAGCGCCAGUCAUUAAUUAAUCUGCUAAUUAUAUGCUGUCGGCUCUCAACGAUCCAUGCUGUGGGUACAGUGCUGUGCCUGCCAGCUUGGGGAGGUGCUGCUGGUGGCCCGUGCCGAUGGGUGGCUCGCCCUGGUGACUUGUGCUGUGUUUCUGCUAUGAGUUGUGUCUGUCGCCAGCCAGAGCUUGGUCCCGGGGAGCUGGAGGGUGCUCCAGCCUCCUGUGCCUCCCUGUGCCUUUGGAGCCUCAGGGAAGGGCUUGUUCUGUGGGCUGGGGGAUGCUCGGUGCAUUUGGACCGGCCAUGGUGGCCAUGAGUGGAGAUGGGACAUGGAGAUGGGCAGGUUAGGGCAGUACAGCACUCACCCUGCCCUUCCUCCUGCCCCCAGCUUUGCUUUGCUGCAGGUUGUUGUGGCCUGGGGCUUUGGGGCUGUUGUCCAGCUGAGCAGCAGCCCUGGCCAGGCUUUGCUUUGGUCCUGGAUAGCUCGUGGCUUCUCCUGACGGAAAGAUGCACCAAGUGCCCUGCUCCUCCUGCAUGUGCGGAUCAUGACCCGAUCUCUUUGUGAGCUCCCCCGAGGGAGCUCUGCUUUGUGAGAAGCAAAUCCCAGUGGCUGUGAGCCUUCCUGCUCCAGGGCUCGUGCAUGGACCAACCCCCCUCCUUGUCAUGGCCAAAGUGCCCUCUGUACGCCCCUCACAGGGCCCAAAGCUGCUCCUGCCUCCAGCGGUCCCUGAUGGCGGGUGGCACCUCUGCCGUCCCAACCAGACACUUCCACCUGCCCAGGCACCCAAAAACUCCACAGGCAGACCUCUCCAUGCCUUUGGCUCAGAUCCUGCAUAUCCCCCCUCUGGGCUCUUGGGGACAAUCCAUGUCUCACGCAGCCGUGGGGAAGGUCCCUGGUGGUGGCUGGGGACACGGGCAUCACCUGCUCCCUUCCAGCCAUCCGUGAGCAGUUCGUGGCUUUACCCUGAAGCUUCCGGAACGUUGCUCCCAGUGGCGGAAUUUGGGAGAGCCGGGUCUGGCGGGCAGCGUGGGAUCGCUGAGACCGGGGGCCAGGGACGCGAUGCUGCUGGGGGCCGGGGAAGGCGAUGCCGUACCUGCUCUAAAUAUAGGUGUCGGUAUCGCCUCCUUCUAAAUGCGGAAAGGUGUCUGACAAUGCGCCGGGCUCUGAGUAAGAGCCCGCGGAGGGGGGGAGGAGGCGGCUUUUUGUGUCUGUGCCUGGCGGGUGGGAGGGAGGCAGCGAUGCUCUCCAAGCGGGGGCACGUUUCAUGCGGAUUUCGAGCUUUUUGGGCGCUUUUCUUUCCUCAGCCCCGGCAUGGGGCCGGCGAGCGGUGUUGGUGGUGCUCCGCAGCGGUGGCACAGGAUGGGGCACAGCCCCCGGGGCGUGCCCGCGCUGCCACACCGGGCUGCAGAGCCCGAACCUGAGCUUUUUGGCAUGUCAGCCCUGUGUUUAACUAACGUACAGAAACUGUGUGGAACAAAACACAGCCCCUUUUUACCCGGAAAGGGUCCGAAAACGCCCCGCUUCUGCCUCUCCUGAAGCAGCCACAGCGCUGCUCCCGCGGUGGGGGGACAGGCAGGCACCUGCGGGGACACGGUGGCACCUCCACAGCGCGUCUCUGAAACCAAAAACAACCCCCAGGAGAACCACGGGAAGGACUGUGCCGAGGGGGGAGGCAAACCAGCCCCAGGGCACCACUGCAGCCUGUGCCUCGCUUUUCAAGGCGCUGGACUCGGCUUUGCUGCUGCUGUACGAUCUCUCCUCUGUGUAUUUUUGGACAUUUCCGCAGCCUCCCGGACACCAGGACUGUGCCACUCGGUGGCUGCUGGCCGUGCUGGGCCACGGGAGGCAGGAUGGGGACGGGGGGGGAUGUAUUUCAACCUCUGCCCGCAUAGGACAUGCCCUGGGCGGACAGGAGUUCACCGGUGGCAUGCAACUGGUUCCCAGUUCGGUGCCGGGACUGGAUUCGAAGCCCUGCAAAUCUCCUGGGGGGGCUGUGGUGGGUGUGCGAGGAGGUGUGGCAGCCCUGGCACACGGAGCCCCGCUGUCCCCUCCAGGCUGGCUGUCCCAGCACCAUCCUCCUGCCCCCCCAGGAGGCCUCGGAUGGCAGAGCCCCCCAGGCGUGGGGCUGGUGUCUCCUGGGGCCGUGGGAGGGAGGGUGGGAGAUGCUCUGCCUUCAUGCCCCAGGCUCUGGGGUGGGAUGUUGUAACAUAACCUGCUCGUUUGGACCCAAACGGGGAACCGAGCUGACCACCAACAAUAUACAACUCCUCAAUGUUUUUUGUCAAAAGGAAAGAAAAAUAAAACCUUGUUGUAAAGAA